AUGAUUCUGGACGCAAUCUUCACCGUCCUCCUCCCUACCCUAAUCCUCCUCCACCUCUUCCUAGCCCCCUACACCAAAGUCGAAGAAUCCUUCAACAUCCAAGCAACCCACGACAUCCUGACCCACGGCCUCCCGCUCAACCCGCUCAACACCACCCUCCUCAACGCCUACGACCAUAUCUCCUUCCCCGGCGCCGUCCCCCGCACCUUCAUCGGCGCCCUCCUCCUCGCCGCCGUCUCAAAACCCAUCCUCCUUCUCACAUCCCCAGGGAAAGCCCAGUAUAUCGUGCGCGCCGUCCUCGGGCUGUGGAACGCGCGAUGUCUUUUCAGUUUCCGCGAUACGUUGGUCGCGGCCUUUGGGGAGGGAGUAGGGAGAUGGUAUUUGCUUCUCCAGUUGAGCCAGUUUCACGUGGUAUAUUAUGCGAGUAGGACACUACCGAAUAUGUUUGCGUUUGGAUUUACGACGUUGGCGAUGGGGUAUUUUAUUCCUGUACCAGGACGGGCACGGGAGGAUGAGGUUCGUAGACAGAGAGCUGGGAUUUCGCUGAUGGUGUUUUCGGCUGUGGUUUUUAGGUCUGAGAUCGCGUUGUUGCUUGCUAUGCAGGUCCUGGCUGGGCUUGUUCAGUUCCGGAUUACGAUUAGGGAUGUGGUUGUUACGGGGUUGAUGAGUGGGACACUAUCAAUCGCGGCGACAAGUCUGGUGGAUUCGUAUUUUUGGCAAAAGCCGCUAUGGCCGGAACUCUGGGGAUUUUGGUAUAAUGUUUUUGAGGGGAAGAGUAGUGAUUGGGGGACCUCGCCGUUUGGGUUUUAUUUCACGAGUUUGUUGCCGAAGUUGUUGUUGAAUCCGUUGAUUCAGCUCUUGUUUAUCCCUUUGGCGAUUACUUUGCCAUCCACGCAGAGGAGUACGCUGAAUCUGGUAAUUCCAUCGUUACUCUUCGUUGCUAUAUACAGCAUUCAACCACACAAGGAGGCACGGUUUAUCAUCUAUGUCGUUCCGCCACUUACAGCAGCGGCCUCCUUAUCUGCUUCGUAUAUAUGGACUCGACGAUCCAAGAACUUGAAAUACACUGUCGGAGCCGCUCUUCUGGUCGUUUCGAGCCUAGGAAGUCUAGCAGCAUCAACCGGCAUGCUCCUAAUCUCCUCCCUCAACUACCCAGGUGGCCAAGCUCUCUCAACUCUCCACGAAAUCCUCGCCCGCACGCCACAACCCUCUGAACUAAAUAUCCACAUGGACGUCCUAUCCUGCAUGACAGGCGUAACUCACUUCCUCGAACUCCCCUCCCCAACCCUCCUCAACAACCAUCCUACGAAAAUCCACUACGACAAAACCGAAAAUUCCACCACCCUCGUCACACCCUCCUUCUGGUAUCAAUUCGACUACGCAAUAAUGCAAGACCCCGCCCUCGCAAUCGGCAAAUGGGAAGUCAUCGACACCAUAUACGCGUAUGCUGGAAUCGAAUUCCUCCGUCCAGGCGACGGAACCUCAUUCACAGAACAUCUCGAGCGCAUAUACGCGGCCAACAACCUCACAGUCCUUCACCAAGGCAAGAGAGAAGCGCCAACGAGCGACGAUGUGAAAAGUGCAGUCGAGGAUGCAUAUGUGGAGUUAGGGAAGGAAGAAGGGCAUAUGACUGAUAAUGAGAUGGAAGAGAGGAGAUUGCGGAUUCGAGCCGAGGAGAUGAAUCAGUUUGGCGCGUUUAAUCUUGUGAGGGAUGGGGUUCGGGGCGUUACGAGAGGUUGGUGGGUUGGGCCUAGGAUGGUGCCGAGUUUGAGGAUUUUGAGGCAGGUUAGGGGUUAG
Molecule: messenger RNA, 1797 nt
Organism: Glarea lozoyensis ATCC 20868
Lineage: Eukaryota; Fungi; Ascomycota; Leotiomycetes; Helotiales; Helotiaceae
Exons: 1
Coding region: 1-1797 (598 amino acids)
Biological process (GO): protein N-linked glycosylation
Cellular component (GO): endoplasmic reticulum membrane
Molecular function (GO): alpha-1,6-mannosyltransferase activity
Source: RefSeq, a predicted model, not a curated record